AUGAAGUCCUUGAGGACAGUUUUCUCGGUCGCCAAGCUUUUGAGGCCGAACGUCGGAAUCACGGCUUAUGUGAAGCCAUGUGCUGUAUCGAACUUCAUCAAUGGACGCGGGUUUGCAGCACAGGCGCCUGCCUCCGCCACGCCGGCAGCCGCCCCGUCAACUGGUCGCGUUAUCGCGGUUAUCGGUGCUGUGGUAGACGUUCAGUUUGAUGAGAAUCUCCCCCCUAUUCUUAAUGCUUUGGAAGUCAAGGGCCGCACCCCUCGCCUUAUUUUGGAAAUAGCUCAGCACCUGGGUGAAAACACCGUUCGAACCAUUGCCAUGGAUGGCACAGAGGGCCUGGUCCGUGGACAAGAAUGUGUUGACACCGGUGGCCCUAUUACGAUUCCUGUUGGGCCGGAAACUUUGGGGCGAAUCAUGAAUGUCAUUGGCGAACCCAUCGACGAACGCGGUCCUAUCAGCACCAAGAUGAAGUCCGGUAUUCACCAAGACGCUCCUGCUUUCAUCGAAAUGAGCACUGAACAGGAGAUCCUCGAGACCGGUAUUAAAGUUGUAGAUCUCCUGGCACCGUAUGUCAAGGGUGGAAAGAUCGGGCUUUUCGGGGGCGCUGGGGUCGGCAAAACCGUCCUGAUUAUGGAACUUAUAAAUAACAUUGCUCGUGCUCAUGGUGGUUAUUCGGUGUUCGCUGGUGUUGGGGAACGUACACGCGAAGGCAACGACUUGUAUCACGAAAUGAUAACGACCGGCGUUAUUGACCUCAAAGGUGGUAAUUCAAAGGUUUCUUUGGUGUAUGGUCAGAUGAAUGAACCCCCGGGAGCUCGCGCCCGCGUCGCGCUCACUGGUCUUACCGUGGCGGAAUAUUUUCGGGACCAAGAAGGACAAGAUGUGCUUCUGUUUAUCGAUAACAUCUUCCGUUUCACUCAGGCCGGGUCAGAAGUGUCUGCUCUACUUGGCCGAAUCCCCAGCGCUGUGGGUUAUCAGCCUACCCUUGCAACAGACAUGGGUACUAUGCAAGAACGGAUCACUUCAACUAAGAAGGGUUCUAUUACAUCUGUACAGGCGAUUUAUGUUCCGGCUGACGAUUUGACGGAUCCUGCUCCUGCAACAACUUUCGCCCAUCUGGACGCGACCACCGUCUUGAGCAGAGCGAUUGCGGAGUUGGGUAUCUAUCCGGCCGUUGAUCCACUUGAUUCGAACAGUCGCAUCCUUGAUCCAAACAUAGUUGGUCAUGAACACUACUCAGUUGCCCGGGGUGUCCAGAAAAUCCUACAGGACCAUCGUUCUUUGCAAGAUAUAAUUGCGAUCCUUGGUAUGGACGAGUUAUCCGAAGAAGACCGUCUGACCGUUGCUAGAGCAAGAAAGAUUCAGCGGUUUUUGAGCCAACCUUUCCAAGUUGCUGAGGUAUUCAUUGGUCGUGAAGGAAAGCUUGUCUCCCUAAAAGAUUCAAUCAAAGGUUUCAAAAUGAUCAUCAAUGGUGAGUUGGAUCACAUACCCGAGGCUGCAUUUUUCAUGGUUGGUGGGAUCGAGGACGUUUUGGAGAAAGCUGAGCAGUUGGCGAGAGAAAGUGCUUGA
Molecule: messenger RNA, 1569 nt
Organism: Opisthorchis viverrini
Lineage: Eukaryota; Metazoa; Platyhelminthes; Trematoda; Opisthorchiida; Opisthorchiidae
Exons: 6
Coding region: 1-1569 (522 amino acids)
Biological process (GO): proton motive force-driven mitochondrial ATP synthesis; proton transmembrane transport
Molecular function (GO): proton-transporting ATP synthase activity, rotational mechanism; ATP hydrolysis activity; ATP binding
Source: RefSeq, a predicted model, not a curated record